AUGAUCGCCCGUCUACUUCGUGCAGGGCUGUGGGCAGUAUGCCUGACGUCGAUGACCACGGCCCUUGUGCCUCCUAGUCAAGAUCCCUGGUACCAACAACCGAAAAACAUCAGCGCAUACGCACCCGGCGACACGAUCCGUGCUCGCCAGGUUGCCAACGAGCUGGAGCCCUACACGCCGGUGGGCAUGCCCAUCUCCGUGGAAUCGGUGCAUCAGUAUCUUUAUCGCACGACCGACAGCGUGGGCAAACCCAUUGCCGCCGCAGCCACCCUGAUCGUGCCGCAUAAUUCGGACCCCAGCAAAUUGCUGGCCUACGAGACGUUCUACGAUGCGAACAACCCGGAUUGCAGUCCCUCCUACACUCUUCGUCACGGUUCAUCCCACGGCAAUGGCGAUCUAAUGCCCAACAUGACGCAGCCCAUGGACCUUGCCUUUCUAUCGGCCGCCCUAGAACAGGGCUGGUGGGUAAUCACCUCCGAUUACGAAGGUCUGGACGCACAAUUUGCGGCGGGAUACCUGGCGGGAUACGCGACGCUGGAUUCGGUGCGCGUCGCCCUGCGCGAAGCACCAGCGCUGGGACUCUCGCACGACGCUCGAUAUGCCAUGUGGGGAUACUCCGGAGGCGCGUUGGCCUGCGAGUGGGCGGCCGAACUGCAACCCUCGUACGCACCCGAGUUGCGCUUCGAAGGCGCGGCGAUCGGCGGUCUGUUGCCCAAUCUCACUUCGGCCAUCGAAACCAUCAACAUGGGUCCAUUCUCGGGCGCCGCCUUCGUCAUCAUGAUCGGCGUCGCCAAGGCCUACGAGGAGCUGCACGGAUGGCUCGGCGAGAAUCUGAUCGAGGCCAGCCGACACCAGUUCUACGGCUCUGCCGACAGCUGCGUGCUGGGUGAAUUCGCGGGCGGUAUGUUGAACGAUAUCUUCCGCUACUUCUCGCGCGGCAAGGCCUCGUUUGCCGACCCCGUGCCCUCUUCCAUCCUGGAUUCCGCCGGACAGAUGGGCUCGGCGGGCGUGCCCCGGAUGCCGAUGUACGUUUACAAGGGCGCGUUGGAUGAGAUCAGCCCAAUCGCCGACACGGACGAGCUGGUGCACGGCUACUGUAAUGAGUCCGUCAGCAUCGAGUACCACCGCAUCCUAGCUGCAGAGCAUUUGACCACGGCCGUGUUCGGAUCGGUCAACGCGUUACAGUGGCUCUCCGAUCGAUUGGCCGGUCACGCGGUCGCUAACCCCGACUCUUGUCGUACGACGACCGUGCCGCUGAUGGACCUCAAGGGCAAGGCCAUCUCAUACCUGGGAUCGGAGGCUGUAGGCACCUUGACCUCGGUGAUUGGUGGUCGAUUGAACUCAUGGCCGUCGAUUCGAGCGUAA
Aspergillus melleus is the source of this 1365-nucleotide messenger RNA. RefSeq lists its product as uncharacterized. The transcript is spliced from 2 exons. The record is from RefSeq and is a predicted model, not a curated record. Gene Ontology annotation, biological process: lipid catabolic process. Bases 1 to 1365 code for a protein of 454 amino acids. NCBI's taxonomy places the organism in Eukaryota, Fungi, Ascomycota, Eurotiomycetes, Eurotiales, Aspergillaceae. Gene Ontology annotation, molecular function: triacylglycerol lipase activity.